Carya illinoinensis is the source of this 549-nucleotide messenger RNA. RefSeq lists its product as uncharacterized. NCBI's taxonomy places the organism in Eukaryota, Viridiplantae, Streptophyta, Magnoliopsida, Fagales, Juglandaceae. The transcript has a single exon. Bases 1 to 549 code for a protein of 182 amino acids. The record is from RefSeq and is a predicted model, not a curated record.
AUGGAAGGAGGGUGGGGAGUUAUUGGAGGUUUCAAUGAGGUGCUGUAUAAGAAAGAGAAGGUGGGGGGAAAUCCUAGAACUGAAAGACUAAUGGGCAUGUUCAGGCACAUGAUGGAGGAGGGGAAUCUUUACUAUCUGGGCUGGACAGGAAACAAAUUCACUUGGUGCAACCUUCAUGAAGAUGAGACUUUCACAAAAGAGAGGCUUAAUAGAGCUAUAGCCAAUGCUAUGUGGAAAAGAAAGUACUCUAAAUACUCAGUGGAGACCUUACCCGCCUUUCGUUUUGAUCACAAUAUAAUACUUCUUCAAUGCAGUAUUGGAAGGUGUUCAGUUUGCAGCUUUCAUUCUUCUUUCAAGUAUGAGGCAAGUUGGAAUAACGAGGAGGGUUGUAGUGCAAUAGUUUCUGAAGCUUGGCAAAACAACACAAAAGGGAGGGAGAGGGGUUUGGAGAAGGUGAUGAGUAAGUUGAAAUCAACACAGAAGGGGCUCAAAAAGUGGAGCAGGAAUUUAGAAAGGGAGAGAACCAAAGCCAUCAGGGAGAAGACAUAG